Puntigrus tetrazona (Sumatra barb) is the source of this 2567-nucleotide messenger RNA. Its product is annotated as protein NLRC3-like. The record is from RefSeq and is a predicted model, not a curated record. Lineage: Eukaryota; Metazoa; Chordata; Actinopteri; Cypriniformes; Cyprinidae. Bases 327 to 2567 code for a protein of 746 amino acids. The transcript is spliced from 4 exons.
GAAAUGAUGCAACAGAAGACACACUGAAAGAUGUUUGAACAGGAAAAGGAAAGGACUUUGGACAGUUUUCCCAAGUUAAUGAGAGAACCUCAUAUCCUUCUUAUAAAACACUGUUAGCUGACUCAAGUUCUGCUCUCACCGAGCUCUAGAAGCCCGAAGCUCAUUAUACCAUGUCUUAUUCUUCAGUGUAACUUAUAGUUACUUACUUUUUUCAUCUCAUACUUCAUGAAGUUUCUCCUUUUACAUUUUGGUUAAAUUAAAAGGAUUUGCAAAAUUUGGACUUUUUGGACCGAAGGUUCCUCUGUGAAGUGAAUCGUUGAAGGACGAUGGCAUGUGUUAAAGAGCUGCUCGUAAACCCACUGAAGGAUCUGGUUAAGGAUGAUCUAAAAGAGUUUCGGUGGCACUUGAAGAAUUAUGAGGGUGUUUCAGCUUCUGAGAUGGAGAAUGCAGAUGUCUUAGACACAGUAGAUAAAAUGAUGGCACUUUUUGGAGAAAAAGAAGCUGUUGAGAUCACAAUUAACAUCCUGAAGAAGAUGAACCAGAAUCUUCUGGUUGAAGAGAUAGAGAACCAAUACAUCAGAGUCUCAACUCCUAAAGUUGCUGAUACAGCUGAUUACAGAGAGAUCAGUCUCAGGCUGAAGAACAGAUUACAAGAAGACUAUAAUCGGAUAUUGAUUGGUAAUUCACAAACGGGUCAUCAGAAAUAUCUGAACGAUAUUUACACUGAUCUAUACGUGGUGGAGAACGAGACUGGAGGAAUAGUGAAUGACCACGAGGUGAGACGCAUUCAACUGAACAUCCACCACGUUACUGUGAAGAACACCACAAUCUUGUGCAAUGAUCUGUUCAAAGUUCAGCAUGAUGAUGGUCGACAAAACAAAAAAGUGUUAACAAUGGGGAUUGCUGGGGUGGGAAAAACUGUCUCUGUCAAUAAGUUCAUUCUUGACUGGGCUGAAGAAAAGGAAAAUCAGGACAUUCUCUUCAUAUUUCCACUCCCAUUCCGUAGACUGAAUAUGAUUACAAAGGACUGCAGUCUCAUGGAACUGCUUCACGAAUGCUUCUUUAGUGAUCCUCAAGAGCUACCCUUACUUCCUAAGGAUGACUGUAAGGUCAUGUUCAUUUUCGAUGGGCUGGAUGAAUGUCGCUUCCCUUUGAGAUUUCAUGAUUGUGAUAGAUUAAUGGAUGUGCAUGAAAAAACAACUGUGAGUCAGAUAGUAACAAACCUGAUCAAAAGGAAUCUGGUUUCGUCUGCUCUCAUCUGGAUCACAUCCAGACCAGCAGCAGCCGGUCUGAUACCCAGAGACCACAUUGAUCAGGUGACAGAAGUGCGAGGAUUCAACGAUGAGCAAAAAGAGCAAUAUUUCAUCAAAAACAGCAGUCUUGAGCUUGCCGGAAACAUCAUGCGUCACAUCAGAAAAUCAAGGAGUCUGUACAUCAUGUGCCACAUCCCUCUUUUCUGCUGGAUCUCUCUCACUGUUCUUCAGCCUCUGCUGGCUCGAGAGAGCAAUGACAAAACUCCUACAACUCUCACAGAGAUGUACACAGCCUUCUUGCUUUCUCAGAAGCAACAGAUGGAAAAAAAAUACAGUGAUAAUCCUGAACUUAGGUUAGAAGCCAGAUGCUUUGAUAAGAUUGUCCUGAAGCUUGGGAAACUGGCCUUUAAACAGCUGGAGAAAGGAAAUCUGAUUUUCUACAAAGAAGAUCUUGAGGAGUGUGGACUAGAUGUCAGUGAAGGGUCGGUGUACUCUGGAUUAUGCACUCAGAUCUUUCAGGAGGAAAAGGCUGUUUCAGCCAAAAACAUUUACAGCUUUGUACAUCUCAGUGUCCAGGAGUUCCUUGCUGCUCUCUAUGUGUUUUUGAUUUACAAAGAUGAGAAAUCAAACCUAUUUUUUCACACAUGGAAAAAGACAAUAUCAUGGAAACUUUCUAACAGGCCACUGUUUCAUCUUCUGAAGUCUGCAGUCAACAAGGCAUUACAAAGUGAGAAUGGACACCUGGACCUUUUCCUCCGGUUUCUCUUGGGUCUCUCAUUGGAGUCCAAUCAGAAUGACUUGAAGGAACUGCUGCCAGAAGUGGAACUGAAAACUAUGAAUAUUAAAAACACCGUUGACUAUAUAAAACAGACAAUAGAGAAGGAGAAAUCAGCGGAGAGGACAAUCAAUCUGUUCUUCUGCCUAAGUGAACUGAAAUAUGACUUUGUAAGUGAUAUCCAGAAGAACCUGAGCUCUGGAAAUCUUUCAGCACAGAAUCUGUCCUCUGCUCAGUGGUCAGCUCUGGUGUAUGUGCUGCUGAUGUCAGAAAGCACUCAAGAUAAGUUGGAACUGCAAAAAUACAGAAGAUCUGAAGAAGCACUGAUGAGAAUGUUGCCAGUGAUCAAAAACACAAGAAGGGCACUGCUACAGUCCUGUAAUCUCACUGUUGAGUGUUGUGGGAGUUUGUCGUUGGUGUUACAGUCCUCUAUCCUGAGGGAGCUGGAUCUGAGUAACAAUGACCUGCAGGAUUCAGGAGUGAAGCUGCUCUCCGAUGGACUGAAGAGUCCAAACUGUCAGCUGCAGAUACUGAGGUGA